AUGGCAGACACACGCACAAAGCGCUCUGCAGAAGAGCUCGCGACGUCGGACGCGGGAACCGAGGCGGGAGAGGCCAAAGCUCAGCUCCACGCGGCGACGGCGACGGCAGCCAAAGCCACCGCCCAGGCCACCGAGGAGGACGAGGUCGACUCGGACGACCCAGAUGCCGAGGAUGCGGUGCCCGGAUCGCGCCAGCUGCCGCGCAAGGGCGACUAUCGCCAGCGCGCCCAUGUCAACCCAAUGUCCAUGCACACAUUCGACUAUCCCAUCACACCCGACGCCAUGGACUGGAACCAGCACUACCCGAACAUGAACGGACGUGAAGUCGAAUUUGCCGACAUUGGCUGCGGUUACGGUGGCCUUCUGACUGUCGCUGGGCAUGGAAAUCCGGCUCAAGGUCUCAGAGUAUGUCAAGGACAAAAUCACAGCGCUACGGGCUCAGAGUAUGUCAAGGACAAAAUCACAGCGCUACGGGAGCGACACCCCGGCCGAUACAACAACGUGGCUUGCAUCCGUGGCAACGCCAUGAAGUACCUGCCGUGCUUCUUCCGCAAGGGCCAGCUGAGCAAGGUCUUUUUCUUGUUCCCGGAUCCGCAUUUCAAGCGCACCAAGCACAAGUGGCGCAUUAUCAGCAACACUCUUCUAGCCGAGUAUGCAUACGCCAUUCGUGUCGGAGGCAUCAUUUACACCGUGACAGAUGUGCAUGAUCUGCACGAAUGGAUGCGAACGCACUUGGAGCAGCAUCCCUUGUUCCGUCGACUGACUGAAGAGGAGUUGGCUGCCGACCCAGUUGUGCCAAAACUCUUUGACAGCUCCGAGGAGGGCAAGAAGCACACGCCACGACCGAUGCUCUCGUCCAAAAUUCUGCCGCAGUGCGUCAGAUCUGCCAGGACUUACCGCGGUCGAGUCGCUCCAGUGGCCGGUCGAGUGUGCACGCUGGUCGCACGCGGCCAAUCCACGAUCGCUGCCGCACCAGCAGUCCCGAGAAUCCCCCGCACGGAAGUACUCGCCGACCUGACCGGCUAUGCACUGGGGACGCUGCAACUCCCGAAUACCACUGCUCUGGUGCUGACGGGCGGCAAGGGCAGCGGCAAGUCGGCCCUGCUGAUGGAGCUGCUGGGCGUCGCUACCGGAAGCCAAGCCGCCAGCGUCACAGCUGCAACAGAGGGUGGAUCGGGUAGUGUGACGCUGCCUCGGAUCUUGGCCACGCUGCCCAGUGGCACGAUUGCGGCGUACACGUCCAGGCACGCGACGCGCGCGACUGCUCGCCAAUCUCAGACGAUCGCUCAGACCGCUUCAACCAAUCGAGCUGAGGCACGCGUCACAGUAGCAUUCGACUUUUCGUGGCCAAUGCCAUCGGUCGGUGAAUUUAUUGACACACUCGAGGCCAUGCUACUGAUUUCUCUCGCUCCAGCGCUCAAGUUGGCCGGCAUUCGACCCGACGCGGUGCUGGGUCUUGCAGAGCGUUGCGUUGGCAUUCAAUCUACUCUCGACGGGCUCUAUCGUGACUUGAACAACACAGGCUCAAUCAGACCUCUCCAGCCGGCAGAACAAUUAAUCGCAUGCAGCAAGCUACUCAAGUCAGAGCAAGCCCUGUCGGCAGACCGGUUGGCUCGCAUGUCUCCAUCGUCGCGAGACGUGUGUGAAUUGUGGCGACAAAAGACUUCAGGAGCCUCAUCGCUCUUUGCUGCGGCAGCCGCUGAUCAUCCGGCACAUGCGCUGAUACACUUGUUAGUGACGCACGAGGACGCCGCUGCUAGGCGACGUCAUGGGCUCGCAGGAACUUCCGGCAUUCCUGCACUGCGAUUCUUGUUGAGCGCUGUCCAAGCCGUACACACUGCCCCGACUUCGUCUCAGCGGAUACUCAUGGUACUGUUAAACAUGCACCAGAUGCCGCAGUGGCUCACUUCUCGUCCAGACGAAGAAAAGAAGCUCUUCCAAGACUACCACGAUGCCCUGCUUCUGACCUUGAAGCGAGCUGCUCUCAGAAACGAACUGCCCCCUGUUCUGAUGGAGUGCGACGAUCCGAUCUACAGUCGAGACAUCUUUGACCUGUUUGACUCCCCGGCUACUGAAUGGCUCGACCAGGUUGAAGUGGAACCAUUCGAAAUGCUCGAGGGAGAUCGCACUUUCGUGCAAGCAGGGCUGUGCACCUCCCUUGAAUACUCGGAGGCGUACUCUGUUCUUGGCGGACAUGUCGGCGAUUGGCAGCAAUUUUUGAGUGCUUACUGGCUCCCAGCGUCUCGUCGCCAAGAGUGGGAAGCGCUUGUGCAGCCUGGCACGCAGCUCUCGCCAUUCUCCAUUGCGUUGCGAUCGUUUGUUUCUGACCGCAUCAACCAAUUUCUUUCGACUACUGCGCCCAAGAUUGAAAGUUCAUUCCUGGCUGAAAAUGCAGUGUUUGAGCGAGCAUUGCAAGAGCGACUCGGCAAAACUUUGACGUACCGCGUGCGGCGGCUGCUCACACCGACUUCUUCCCGUCUACUGCUUUUCCAGCUUUUGGAUGUAGUCGAGCGAUUUGUUUUCCAAGGCCAAGUGAGAGUGGAAGAUCCGGCAGCAUCAGCGUUCUAUAAUCAUCCUGCUACUACAGCGAUGCUCCAGCACGGCUUGCUCAUUGUGCGGAAUCGGGGCACCCUGAUCGUUCCCGCAAGCCGUCUUGCCAGUACACUCCUUGUGGCCUAUUGUCGACACUGGUUGGACAAUCUAUCAUGGUAUGAACUGCCACGUCGAUUCUUCAUUCGUUACAUUACGGGUGUUUUGUCGCUUGCUCCGCUGCCCCCAGGAUAA
Messenger RNA from Capsaspora owczarzaki ATCC 30864, 2784 nucleotides. RefSeq lists its product as hypothetical. NCBI's taxonomy places the organism in Eukaryota, Filasterea, Ministeriida, Capsasporidae. Gene Ontology annotation, biological process: tRNA methylation; RNA (guanine-N7)-methylation. The transcript is spliced from 12 exons. Gene Ontology annotation, molecular function: tRNA (guanine(46)-N7)-methyltransferase activity. Gene Ontology annotation, cellular component: tRNA methyltransferase complex. The coding region runs from base 1 to 2784 and encodes 927 amino acids. The record is from RefSeq and is a predicted model, not a curated record.